GAACGCAUUCUACGCGUGAACGCUACAAUUAGCGUUAACGUUAGCUAGCUAGUGGCCAACCACACCAAACCUUUGUGAAAAUUAAAAGCACGGAAUUCCCAUUAUUAAUAUCGAUGCUAAUUUCAGUUUAAGGGAGGUCGUUUGUCUGGACGGACCUCGUCUUAACCAGGGAACUAAUGCAGUGUUAACCAGCAAGCGUGAUAUUAGUUUGCCUUAAAGACCUGUCGGUUAGCUUAGCGAGCUACUUUAGCUAACCAGCAGCCCCGGUGAUGUUUCCAGCAGAGCAGCAGCGAGAGCUGGCAGAAAGACUCACCGCGUUCCUGUCUCAGUACAGCCGCCUGUCCGACUCUUAUAUAAUUGAGUUCUUCUCCAAAGAUCACUGGCACAAGUUGCCCAACUCGUGGCAGCCGGCGCUGCAGGAUCUGACGUAUCAUCAGGUUGCAGACCUGCUCCUGGAUGCUGCACACAGAGACAGAAGGUACCCCUCGGCGUGGCCUCUGUCCCUGCUGGCGUUCCGGGCCGCCGCUCACGCGCUGGCGUUUCCCAGAGGUCACCGGCCGGAGCGCGGCGGCGCGGCGAAGCCCGAGGAGUUCCUGGAGAACCAAAGUCAGAGCGCACUGCUGGGACACAUAUUCAGGAAACACGUCAAGCCCAAGAAGCAGCACGAGAUCCGCCGACUGGGCUCGCUGGUAAAACAGAUUUGUGACCAGACUGACUGCAACAGCGUGGUGGAUGUGGGCUCUGGACAGGGCCAUCUGACUCGCUUCCUGUCCUUCGGGCUCGGCCUCUCUGUCACCGCCAUCGAAGCUGAUCGCACCCUGGUUGCCACGGCGACCAAGUUUGACAGAGAGUUAGUGGCGGCCCUGCAGAAGGAAAAGCAGAAAAGGGUCAGUACUUUUUUUAACUUAUGAAAAAGGUUGUUUUAU
Gasterosteus aculeatus aculeatus (three-spined stickleback) is the source of this 926-nucleotide messenger RNA. NCBI's taxonomy places the organism in Eukaryota, Metazoa, Chordata, Actinopteri, Perciformes, Gasterosteidae. The record is from RefSeq and is a predicted model, not a curated record.